Molecule: messenger RNA, 2103 nt
Organism: Nezara viridula (southern green stink bug)
Lineage: Eukaryota; Metazoa; Arthropoda; Insecta; Hemiptera; Pentatomidae
Source: the annotation of a GenBank genome assembly
CUUGUUGAUUAAAAGGUUUCAUUGGUUUAAACACUGUUACAUUAAUUUAUAAUAAUAUUAAAUUUUUAAUUGUAUCUAAAAAUUAUUCAAAAGGAACGAAUAUUAAUAAAUUAGCGUUUUAAUUAUUCAAAAGAAAAUGACAGUGUAUUUCAGUUUAUAAAUGUUGCAAGAUUCAAGGCAAUCAGUGUUACAUAACAUGCCUGGAUUAGUUAGUUAUUUAAGCUAGCUAUGAAAAAAAUAAAGAUAUCCUAAUCCUAUUUCGUCUUGAAUUUAUUUAUGAUUAAUGUCUCAUUAUGAGUUGCAAUCAAAUAUUUUUUCAUUGCUCAUUUUUCUCUAGAGGACUAGGAAAAAAAACCACAUUGUUCAAAAGAUUCUUUUCCUAUACAAAAUAUGUGUCAUCAGAAACUGCCAACAAAGCUGAACUUAAUCCUAAAGAGUUACCUUAUUUGACUGAUGAUCAUGGACGUGUUCAUACUUAUUUACGCAUAUCACUGACAGAGAAGUGUAAUCUCAGAUGCAAUUAUUGCAUGCCAGCAGAAGGAGUGAAAUUGACUAAAAAACCUGAAUUGCUAACAACAAAUGAAAUAUUGACUUUAUCGGAAUUGUUUGUAAAGCAAGGAGUUAAUAAAAUCAGACUCACUGGUGGGGAACCAACUGUACAUAAAGAUUUACUGCCUAUUGUGGAAUCUUUAAAGAAUAUAAAUGGUCUUGAGCAAGUUGCUAUUACUACAAAUGGCCUCACUUUAACUAAACAAUUGGUGAAUUUACAAAGAGCGGGUUUAGAUGUUUUAAAUAUCAGUUUAGACACUCUAAAAUCUGACAAAUACGAGAAGAUUACUAGAAGAAAAGGCUGGGCUAGAGUUAUCGCUGGUAUUGACUUGGCAAUUCAGCUUGGUUACAAUCCAGUAAAGAUAAAUGUAGUAGCAAUGAGAGGAUUUAAUGAUGAUGAAGUCCUAGAUUUUGUUGAGUUCACAAAAGAUAGAAGUGUUGAUGUCAGGUUCAUAGAAUAUAUGCCAUUUACUGGAAACAAGUGGGAAACAGAAAAAAUGAUUCCUUUUUCUGAAAUGAAAUCUAUCAUACUGGCUAAGUAUCCAGACUUCAGAGCAUUACCAAAUAAGCCUAAUGAUACUUCAAAGGCUUAUCAUAUACCUGGUUACAAAGGGCAGUUGGGGUUUAUUACAUCAAUGAGUGAACAUUUUUGUGGUUCAUGUAACAGAAUUCGUUUAAUGGCUGAUGGGAGUCUUAAAGUUUGUUUAUUUGGAAAUUCAGAAAUAUCAUUGAGAGAUGCCUUGAGGAAUGGUUGUAGUGAGGAAGAUCUUUUACUGAUGAUUGGAGCUGCAAUCAAAAGAAAGAAGAAACAACAUGCUGAUUUUAAAAUGCAUAAUGAAAAGAAUCAUGGUCCAAGAAGAAGGGGUUUUAAUAUUCUAAAUCGAUAUUUUCAAAUUAACUCACCAUUCAAUACUUAUUUGUUUCCAAGAAGUUUUAAUCUCACUCGUUUUUGUCAAAUGAGCACUUCAUCAAAACUAACUCAUGUCACUGCUGAGGGGAAGGUCUCAAUGGUCGAUGUUGGAGAAAAAGUCAAUUCUGAAAGAGUAGCUGUAGCUUCUGGAAAAGUUUUUGUUGGUCCUAAAGUAACACAACUGAUAAAAGAAAACAUGAUGAAAAAAGGAGAUGUUUUAACUACUGCACAACUUGCUGGAAUCAUUGGUGCUAAGAAAACUUCUGAUCUCAUUCCUCUUUGUCAUAACAUUUUUCUAUCUCAUUUAGAAGUAAAUUGUACUUUAAAUGAAGAAAACGAAACUGUUGUAAUUACAUGUUCUGCUAAAUCUACAGGUAAGACUGGUGUUGAAAUGGAAGCACUGACUGGUGUAAGUGUUGCUGCUCUCACUGUAUAUGAUAUGUGUAAAGCUGUUACUAAAGCCAUGGUUAUUAAGGACAUUAUUUUAGUUAAAAAAUCUGGUGGAUAUAGAGGUGAUUAUGAUAUUGACAAUAGUGGAUAAUUUUAUUGACAUCAUGUCAAAUGAAAUGAAUUUUUUUUUAUACCCUCUUCUUUAAAUAUAUAUGUAUAUUAUUAUUAUUUUUAUUUUUUUUUUAAUAGGGAGG